AUGAUAUACUUAAUUACGGGUGCUAAUCGAGGUCUGGGUGAGGGACUAGCCGCCGCAUACCUAUCACGGCCCAACAACACAGUCAUUGCUGCCGUCCGCAAUCCUGAACAUCUAACCAGCAAAGCCCUCCAUGACCUUCCCAGAGCCCAAUCCAGCAACCUGAUCGUUGUAAAGAUCGACAGCAAAAGCGAAACAGAUGCAAAGAUGGCAGUUCGGGAUCUUAUCUCCACCCACAACAUCUCAGCAGUCGAUAUCGUUAUAGCCAAUGCCGGCAUAGCGAAGGUGCUCCCGACUGUGGCCCAGGCACAGGUAUCAGACAUGCUCGAGCACUUCAUGGUCAAUGCAGUCGCGCCCGCGCUUCUCUUUCAAGCAUUUCUACCACUUCUACGGAAGUCCCAGAGGGAGCCCAAGUUCGUCACUUUGAGCACUACAGCCGCAAGUAUCGCAGACAUGGAGCAAGUUCCCAUCCCGAACGCGGCAUACGGGCCGUCUAAAGCGGCCUUGAACUACCUCACCAAAAAAAUUCACGUGGAGAAUCCAGACAUUAUUGCAUUUCCCAUCAGCCCAGGAUGGGUGCAAACGGAUAUGGGCAAUGACGGUGCUCGAAAGGUUGGCUUAGAGUCAGCAGACAUAACUAUUGAGCAGAGCAUAACGGGGCUCCUUGACGUGAUUGAGAAUGCGACGAGAGAAGCAAGUUCAGGAAAGUUCCUCAGCUACGACGGCGACAGUUGUGGGUGGUAG
Coniosporium apollinis CBS 100218 is the source of this 741-nucleotide messenger RNA. RefSeq lists its product as uncharacterized. The transcript is spliced from 4 exons. Lineage: Eukaryota; Fungi; Ascomycota; Dothideomycetes. The record is from RefSeq and is a predicted model, not a curated record. The coding region runs from base 1 to 741 and encodes 246 amino acids.